AUGAAAUUUAAUUCAGUUAUUCUAACUUCAUUUCUAACAGCUUCUGCUCUUGCUAGAAGUGUUGUAACUCUAGAUGAGACAUUUGAUGCUGUUUCUGUCAGAGUAACAAAACCACCUGCCUCUUCCAGCACUUCUACCGCUGAUGACACUACUAGUACCGAAGCAAGCGCAGUUACAAGCGCACCAAGUAGCGACACUAGCAGCGUCGUUAAUACUGAAUCAGCUUUGUACUCCAACUCUAGUUCAGCUGCCAUUACAAGCAGCUCUUCCAGCUUGAGCUCUAUUGUCACCACAACCAGUGGCUCAAAGCUUCAAACGAUACUUACCCAAUCUGUCGUGGCAAAAUCUAGCUCUUCGUCUAGCACUACCGCUCAGACAUCUAAAAGUUCAACAACAACAUCUUCAACCACAACGUCUAAAAGUUCAACAACAACAUCUGCAACCACAACUUCUAAAAGUUCAACAACAACAUCUGCAACCACAACUUCUAAAAGUUCAACAACAACAUCUGCAACCACAACGUCUAAAAGUUCAACAACAACAUCUGCCACCAAAACGUCUAUUGCUCAAUCAGAAACCACUGCUGAAGCUAUCUCCGCAUCGGACCGUGCUGCUGUUCUAGACACUCAUAACUCAUUGAGAGCACGUCACCAAGACACUGGCUCUCUAGUAUGGAAUGACGACCUAGCCGCUUAUGCUUACAAUUACGCACAAUCUUUGAAGGGCGGGGACUCCGACCCAUGUAACUACGUUCUAAAGCACUCUGGUGGUCAAUAUGGUGAAAACUUGGCUGCUGGUACUAACUCUUCACCAGCUGAUUUGGUCAACUUAUGGUACGAUGAAAUUAAGUACUACGAUUACAACAACGUUACCGGUAUUGAACACGAUGGUCAUGAAGUGGGUCACUUUACACAAUUAGUAUGGGCAUCAUCCACAGAUCUUGGUUGUUCUGUCGAAAGGUGUACAAAUGGUGCUGUCUACUUGAUUUGUGAAUACUCGCCAGCUGGUAAUAUUUACGUCGUUGGUGAAGGUGUCACUGAUCACUACAUGUUGUACGAGCAAAACGUUAAGCCAUUGAAAUCCACCCAAUAG
Molecule: messenger RNA, 1092 nt
Organism: Kluyveromyces marxianus DMKU3-1042
Lineage: Eukaryota; Fungi; Ascomycota; Saccharomycetes; Saccharomycetales; Saccharomycetaceae
Gene: PRY2
Product: SCP superfamily family
Exons: 1
Coding region: 1-1092 (363 amino acids)
Cellular component (GO): extracellular region
Source: RefSeq, a predicted model, not a curated record